GCUGCAAGUAGUUCGCCGUCGGCUCGCGAGAGGGCCUCGCGGUAGCCGCUCCCUUCGCGUUCCCUCCCCCAGGGCUGGAAGUGAAGUGAACCGUCUUCGUUCCCGAGCACGCCUUGUUUAGCUGAGAGAAGAAAAAGAAGGAAAUUGCGCGGUCUAGCGAGGCUGGUAGUUCUCCCGACCGACGCCACGCGGCGCUAGCGAUGCGGCCCGAGACGCAGACGAAAGGCGCCGGUCCCGGGCUGCUGGCGCGACUGCUGGCGUGGCUGGCGGCGCUGCUGGCGCGACUGCGAGGAGGAGGAGGAGGAGGAGGGGGCCCGCUGCCCCCGGGCCCCGCGGGACUGCCGCUGGUGGGCUGCCUGCCCUGGCUGGACCCGGCGGCGCCGCACCUCAGCCUCGCGCGCCUGGCGAGGAUUCACGGCCCCGUGUUCGGCCUGAAGCUGGGCGGCGUGUACGCCGUCGUGGUGUCGGACCACCGCCUGGUGCGGCGCGCUCUCGCCUCGCCGGCCUUCGCGGGCCGCGCGCCGCUCUUCCUCACGCACGGCAUCAUGCAGGGACACGGAAUUAUAUGUGCUGAAGGUGCGUUGUGGAAGGACCAACGCAAGUUCGUGUCUACUUGCCUGAAGAACUUUGGAAUGGUCAAGUUCGGUCUGAAGAGAGCCAAGCUUGAACAGCGCAUCAUGUGUGGAGUCAAGGCGUGCCUCCAGGAGCUGCGGUCCACAGCCGCCCCGAGGGACCCCUUGCACGCCCUCCACCACUGCCUGGGCAACGUGGUCAACUCCCUGGUGUUCGGCCGCACGUGGGCCGACGACGACCCCGUGUGGCGCUGGCUGAGGCAUCUCCAGGAGGAAGGCACCAAGCUCAUCGGCGUCGCCGGGCCAUUAAACUUCCUGCCGUUCCUCCGUUUCCUGCCGCGCUACCGGAGGAUGAUGGAGUUCCUGGUGACGGGGAAGCAGAAGACCCACGACGUGUACCGGGCGCUGGCGGAGGAGCGGCUGAGGAGCGGCGAGGACCUGGAGCAGAGCGAGGACGUCAUGGCCGCCUUCCUGGUGGAGAUGUCGCGGCGCAAGAAGGCGGGAGACCAGGGAGCAGCAGCAGGAGGGGAGGACUUCUACACCGCGGAGCAGUUCCACCACCUGCUGGCCGACCUGUUCGGCGCAGGGGUGGACACUACCCUCGCCACGCUGCGCUGGUUCCUGCUCUUCGUCGCCGCCGACCCUGACCUGCAGGCGCGGGUGCAGGAGGAACUGGACGGCGCGCUGGGCCCCGACGGACGCCUGCCGACGCUGGACGACGCGGCGUCGCUGCCGCUGACGUCGGCGGCCCUCGCCGAGACGCAGAGGAUCCGCUCCGUGGUGCCGCUGGGGAUCCCGCACGGGGCCCUCGAGGACACGGAGCUGGCCGGCUACAGCAUCCCGCGCGGCACGAUGCUGGUGCCCCUGCAGUGGGCAGUGCACAUGGACCCGGAUCUGUGGCCGCGGCCGGAGGUCUUCGACCCCAGCCGCUUCCUGGCGGAGGACGGCAGCUUCCGUCGCCCCGAGGCGUUCAUGCCCUUCCAGACUGGUAAGAGGACGUGCGUGGGCGAGGACCUGGCGCGCAUGCUGCUGUUCCUGUUCGGCGCCGCGAUCCUGCGUCGGUUCCGCGUCCGGCCGCCGGGAGGCGCCCCGGUCGACCUGGAAGGAGAGGCGGGCAUCACCCUCACCCCUCGCCCCCAGCCCCUGGUGUUCGAGCCCCGGUCCUGAGCAGCCUUCUCGCAUACCCUAACAUCUCGCGUUCUUUCGGUGUGGUCCUUGCAAUUAGGGCCAACCUUUGGUUCUUCUAGAAGUUUCGUUCGGCCAGACGCAGGGGUGUAGGGAAGGGGGGGGAAUCAUAGGGAUCCAUCCCCCCCCCCCCGAAAUGUGUGGAAGGUUUUUUUUUAUUACCUGAGUUGAGUUUGUAAAUUGUGUUAUUUUAAUAUUCAAAAUCAAUGUUUACAGCAGAACAAUAUUCAAUGUUAUAUUAUGAAAACUGCUAAAAAUAGCACCAUUUUGCACGUAAAAAUCCAAAUUUUUCCGGGGUAUGGCCCCCGGACACCCCCCGUUUCGUAAAGGGGGGUGGGUGAAUAGCCAAAUGUUUAAUUCCCCCCCCCCGCCAAAAAAAAAAUAAAAUCCUGGCUACGCCCCUGGCCCAGACGCCAUCUCUGGUUACACUGUACGUCACAAGAAACCAAAGUUUCCGUCCACAAAAAAAAAGGGGGACCAAAAUUUCGUGGGCUGUCAAAACUGAACUAACUAAACGCCCAAGCUUUAAAAUAUCUAACAUCCUUACUCGAAACCCCCCUUUCAGAAGACGUAGAUUAACCGUAGGGGUAUAACUGUUAUGUCUAUGACUUUGAAUAAUUUUUUCUUAGAUCGGGGACACUAAGGACUCACUGCCUAUGUACCAACUCAUCGGGUGGAAGAAGAGUGAAAGCCCCCGAUUUCUCAAUUACGAAAAAAAAAUCACACCUAUUUAUGUUAACUUUGACGCACUCCCAAAGGACUUCACUUGAACAUUGACAGAAAACUCUCAUCGAUCCGGGGGGAAGGGGGAAGGGUGGUCGGAGGCCCUCGAAUUUUUAGAAAGUAGCGAAAAUCAUUUCCAAUGAAUUUCGAAGUAGAUUAAAGAUAACAAUUAUGUGUGGAUAUACUCCUUCCCCUACUCGGGGGUAUAAAUUGAAUUUUUUUUU
Messenger RNA from Bacillus rossius redtenbacheri, 2704 nucleotides. RefSeq names its product cytochrome P450 306a1 (gene phtm). Gene Ontology annotation, cellular component: cytoplasm; intracellular membrane-bounded organelle. Gene Ontology annotation, biological process: xenobiotic metabolic process. Gene Ontology annotation, molecular function: oxidoreductase activity, acting on paired donors, with incorporation or reduction of molecular oxygen, reduced flavin or flavoprotein as one donor, and incorporation of one atom of oxygen; heme binding; iron ion binding. The coding region runs from base 201 to 1739 and encodes 512 amino acids. Lineage: Eukaryota; Metazoa; Arthropoda; Insecta; Phasmatodea; Bacillidae. The transcript has 8 exons. The record is from RefSeq and is a predicted model, not a curated record.